AUGGUACGCUCCGGGAUUCCUGUCCCAUCCCUUCUCGCCCUCUUCGGCGCCCUCCUGGUGCUCUUCCCGGAGAUGCCAAUGGGAGACCCCGAGGGGUUUUACGACGUGCCCCUCACUGAUCCGAUUGUGCCGCUUGCCGUCGCCUUUGCUGUGGCGAAACACAACGACCGACGAAAGGAGAGCACCAACUAUUUCAAGUUGCUGCGUGUUGUACAGAUGCAGGCACAGGUGAUUACUGGAGUCAAAUACUAUCUUACUGUGGAGGGGGUUGAAACAGAAUAUAAAAAGGAGAGCAGCAAGACAAAGAUAUAUCAGAAGAUCCAGGAAUGUGAGCAACUUCCAGGGAAUCAUGAGAUCCAGUAUCCCUGA
This is a messenger RNA of Thamnophis elegans (Western terrestrial garter snake), 369 nucleotides long. RefSeq names its product cystatin-1-like. The transcript has 3 exons. Gene Ontology annotation, molecular function: cysteine-type endopeptidase inhibitor activity. The record is from RefSeq and is a predicted model, not a curated record. The coding region runs from base 1 to 369 and encodes 122 amino acids. Lineage: Eukaryota; Metazoa; Chordata; Lepidosauria; Squamata; Natricidae. Gene Ontology annotation, cellular component: extracellular exosome.